AGGUGAAAGUGAACACUGAGCAAUUAAUAUUUCAAGAGUGUAACUGAGCCACUUCAACACACAGAGCUGUGGGCAGUUUUCUUCAGUACAUUCCACAGCACAGCUCGACCCAACAACAUGGACACAUCUGUCGUUGUAGAAGAGAGACAGAAUGAGUUGGGCAAGACAGCAGACAGGAAGAGAGACUUACAGGAUCUCCUCAGACAGGAAGUAGAAACACACAUUACUGAGGGCAGGGCCAGUGUUCAGACGAAUCAGGAGCAGGUGGGACGCAUCAGACAGCUCAAGGAUGAACUGCAGAGAGAAGAGAUCAGAGAUCCUGACCAAUCAGAACACAGCUCUAACACGAUGGCUCCUGAGAAACUCCUGGAGCGCAGAAAGAGACUUAUGGAGACUCAUGAGAGACUGAUAGAGGAGGAACUGAUAAAGAUGGAGAGAGAACUGCAGGAUGAGCAGGUGUGUGGGGUAGAGGGCGAGCUGCUGUACCUGCGCAGAGAGAGACACAUCCUGGUGCUGCAGAUUGAGGCUCUGCGCAAAGAAAACCAGCAGGCCUGCGCAGACCUGGAGACCCUGAACAGACAACACCAACAGGAAGUGAACACACUCCGAGAAGAGAGCUUACAGGUGACGAAUUACACAGGACAACUGGGAUAUCAUAUUGCGUAA
This is a messenger RNA of Xyrauchen texanus (razorback sucker), 666 nucleotides long. Its product is annotated as reticulocyte-binding protein homolog 2a. The record is from RefSeq and is a predicted model, not a curated record. Lineage: Eukaryota; Metazoa; Chordata; Actinopteri; Cypriniformes; Catostomidae. Bases 118 to 666 code for a protein of 182 amino acids. The transcript has 5 exons.